UUGAAGACUCCGCCCAAUAUGUUUUGAAUAGAGCAUCCACAUCGCAUCGCAUCGUCCUCUCUAUCAUGCGUCUUUGUGUUUGUGUUUGCAUUUAUUAACGCUGACCCAUCUCUCUAUUCCACCUUCUCUCCACUCAACUCAACUCAACUCAAAUCACAAAUCACCUCUUGUAAUAACAAUAACAACAAUGGCGGUUCAAGCUCAUUCUUCUUCAAAUAUUCUCCUUCUCAACAGAACCUCCUUAGGCAAACACCAUACCCGAAAUAACUAUUCCUUGCCACCACAACCAGGUGGUAAUUUUCUUCAUCAUCAAAUGUUCAACAACUAUCCAGUUGUGAAUCAAGGAAAACGAAGAAGAGAAGAUGAUAAUAUGAAUCAAUUCAUGUCAAGUCUUCAUCAACAAUCUUAUAGUAAUCAACUCAUGGAUGUCUCUCAGAUUCAUUCGAGAAACGUCGACGUUUCUACCGGUCUCCGGUUGGCUUUCAAUGACCAUCAACAACACCACCACUCUUUCGAUCCUCAAUCCUCCGGUUUCGUAUCACCGUCAGAUUUUUCCAACCUAAUCAACCAACAAGGAGACGAAAUCGAGCAUUAUCUCCAAGCGCAGGGAGAGGAAUUAAGGCGUAAGUUAGCAGAAAAGCGGCAACGGCACUAUCAUGCGCUAAUCGGAGUAGUGAAAGAGUCAGCGACACGAAUAAUAAGAGAAAAAGAAGCCGUGGCGGAGCGAGCGGCUCGGCGCAACGCCGAGCUGGAGGCUCGAGCCACACAACUAAGCGCAGAAGCGCAGGUAUGGGAGGCGAAAGCGAGAGCACAAGAGGCGGUUGCGACGGCUUUGCAGGCGGAGCUGCAGCAGGCGGUGGUGGCCGGAACUUGUGUGUCUCAGGUGGAAGAGGUGGCGGCGGCUGACGCCGAGUCGUCAUACAUUGACCCGGAACGAGUGGUGGUGGUGAGUGGACCCGGUUGUAAAGCGUGUGGAAAACGAGUCGCCUCAGUGGUGCUGUUGCCGUGUCGGCAUCUGUGUGUUUGUAGUGAGUGUGACGACGUCGUUCAGGCGUGCCCGUUAUGCCUUUCGUUGAGAAGUUCAAGCAUUGAAGUUUACAUGUCAUAAAAGGGGCCCCACGAAUCCAGAUUCUGACCAAGGGUAAAAUUGGAAUUUGGUAAAGAUAAAUUUGGAAAAAAUAAAAAAAGUUUCCAAAAUGUGAGGAGAGAUUAUAUUAUAUAUAUUAAGAAUAAUAAUUAAAUUUCCUCUUUUAUAUUUUUUUACCAAAAUUUUUUAUUUUGUUAUUUUGCAAUUUACUCUUUAACCCACCCACCAAACACAUUGUUUUUUUCUUUAUUUGUUAUUGGUGUCUUAGACGUAAUGUACUAUGUACAUAGCCAUAAUAAAUGUGGCAUUUUCUUUUCA
Molecule: messenger RNA, 1405 nt
Organism: Helianthus annuus (common sunflower)
Lineage: Eukaryota; Viridiplantae; Streptophyta; Magnoliopsida; Asterales; Asteraceae
Product: E3 ubiquitin-protein ligase BOI
Exons: 4
Coding region: 188-1108 (306 amino acids)
Molecular function (GO): ubiquitin-protein transferase activity
Source: RefSeq, a predicted model, not a curated record